AGAGUGCUCACCCACUAACAUGCCGCAUAUCGAUCCCCUGCGUGCGCCUAGGCGCCCGAGAGUCAUGGGGAUCGAAUGCUGAUUAAAGACAGCAUUCAUUGCAAAACUUAAACUCUGACUUGUCUAUUUAACACGCCCUUUCUGCCACGAUCUCUCCUGCAUCUACUAGUCACAGUACCUACCUCGCCACAUGAUUUCAAUUUCCCAUAUUGGUCUACAGCUCUAUUUGACAUUCUAUUUGAGACCAGAUCUCAAUACAAAUCUUAACAUUCUACAAUUUAUCAACAUGGAGGACACACUCAGACUUUCAGAACUCGUUCUUGAUGAGUCAGGCAAGAUGAAUCAUUAUGACGAAGACGAGGUCCAAGACACAGAACUGCUGUUCGACGCCAGCGCCCAUGAGGACUCAGACGCAACCUCAGGGACCGACGGUAGCCUAGAGUCAGAGAAUGAUGUCGGCUCAGAGUACUCUCUCGAAUCGGAGGAAAUCCUGGACGGGGACGACGAGGUCAACGUAGUUGAAAAGAUCGACGCAGUCGCAAGUGUCGGGGUUGACGAUGAGCAAGACGACGAAGAAGAAGACCUGGAUGAGGAGGACGGAGAGCUGAAUUCACAACUGGAAGUGUUUGAGGAUGUGGAGGAUGAGGAAAUUGGUGUUGGCACGUCUGAGGAGGUUCAGGUCGGUCCGAAGAAGUCGAAGUGGUUUGCCGAGUGGCUUCGACAGAGGGAAGAGCGGUACAACUAGAUCAAGAUAUAGAUCUGUUCCUUUACGAAAUAUGAGCAUUAAGCGUUCCGGGUACUUCCAUUAAAAUAUAAAAGGUAUUAUGGACACAUUAUCAAA
Diaporthe batatas is the source of this 841-nucleotide messenger RNA. RefSeq lists its product as uncharacterized. The coding region runs from base 191 to 745 and encodes 184 amino acids. The record is from RefSeq and is a predicted model, not a curated record. NCBI's taxonomy places the organism in Eukaryota, Fungi, Ascomycota, Sordariomycetes, Diaporthales, Diaporthaceae. The transcript has 2 exons.